AAAAUAAAAUAAAUAAUAUAUUAUAUAUUAUCAUAUAUACAUAAAAUAAAAUUUCAUAAUUUAUAAUAAAUUUUUAUAAUCAAUUAUUUUUUCAAAAUUUUUUUUUUUUUUUUUAUAAAGAAAUAAAAAUCAAAAUAAAACACAAACAUAUUAAUUUAAAUUAUUUUUAUUUUUCAAAAAUUACCUAUAGAAAAAAAAAAAAAUUAAUACUAAAUACACAGGAUAGAAGAAAACAAAAAAAAAAAGAAUAUUUAUAACACAGUUAAUACUGUCAAAUACUUGUAGUAAUUUAAUAUUAUUUUCAAAACAAAUUGUUUUUUUAAAAUUACAUAUUUUUUUAUAAAAAAUAUAAAAUUUAAAAAGAAAUUAAAAAAUGAAUAAUGUUGGAUUUACCACAGGAAGUUUAAUUAAAGGAAGAUGGACGGUGAUGAAAAAAAUUGGACAAGGUGCAUUUGGUGAAAUUUUUUCAGGUAAAAAUAUUAUCAAUGGUGAACAAAUUGCAAUCAAAGUUGAAAAAGUCGAUACUAAAAAACAGGUUUUGCGUUUAGAAGUUGCAGUUUUAAAGAAAUUACAAUUAUGUCCAUAUGUAUGUAGAUUCAUCACAUGUGGUAGACAUAAUGACUAUAACUAUAUGGUAAUGGAGUUAUUAGGGGAAAAUCUUUCAGAACUUAGACGUAAACAAAUUGAUGGUAAAUUUUCAUUAGGUACAACUUUAAAACUAGGUAUUCAAAUGAUUCAAUCAUUACAAGCAGUACAUGACCUUGGUUAUUUACACAGAGAUGUUAAACCUUCAAAUUUUGCAAUUGGAUUAAAUCCAAAUAAAAGAAAUAUAACAUAUUUAAUUGAUUUUGGUUUAGCAAGAAGAUUUGUUUUAGCAUCAGGAGAAGUAAGACCAGCCAGAGAAUCAACUGGAUUUAGAGGUACAGCACGUUAUGCAUCAAUAAAUUCACAUCUUUCAAAAGAUUUAGGUAGACGUGAUGAUUUAUGGUCAAUUUUUUAUGUUUUAAUAGAGUUUGCUGAAGGACAACUUCCAUGGAGAAAGUUAAAGGAUAAGGAUCAAAUUGGUGAUAUGAAACAAAGAUUCAACACACCAGAGUUGGUUAAAGAUUUACCACCACAGUUUGCACAAUUCAUGAAACAUUUAAAGUCAUUAAACUAUGAAGAUAGACCAAAUUAUUUAUUUUUACAAUCAUUACUCAAUGAUUGCUAUUCAUCUCUCGGUCUUAGUGAAGGUGCACUAUUCGAUUGGGAAUUACCACAACAACAACCAUCUGGAUCAGGUGUUGGCUCUUCAUCUUCAGGCCCAGUCGCCUCUGGUGCCGCUGCUCAACAACGUGGCUUGGCCCAAUCAGGUUUAAAUAAUAGUAAAGUUUUAGCCUCGCCAUCUACCAUCGACGUAGAGGCAUCUGGUAAAUCUAGCCAAAAUUCAAAACCAAUUGGCGCUGAAAAUGAUACCUCACCAAACAACCCACCACUUUUACGUAGAGAUUCUGCUAGUAUUUCACAAAUUGCCAACUCUUCCGAAAGUAAUAAUAAAGAGUCUGGUGGUGGUUCAUGGAAUCAAAAAAGCAGUUCACCACGUCAUAAACAACAACAACUUCAUAAUAAUGAUAACCAAUUAGAGGAAGCUCCAACUGGUAGUCAUAAACAUUUAAAAGCAAAUAAUAAUAAUAAUAAUAGUAACAGUGGUGUUCAAAGUGGUGUUCAACCAAUUGAUAAAAUUGAAUUAUCAACUCAACAUCAACAAAAAUCUUCAACUCCAAAAUGUUGUUCAAGUAAAUGUACACUCAUGUAAUUUUAGUUUUUUCCCCACUUUUUUUAAAAAAUAAUAAUAAUAAAUAAUAAUAAUAACAAUCAUUAAAAAAAAAAAAAAAAUGGAUACAUUAAUAUAAAUUUUAAAUGAUAAAUAAUAAUAGUUUAUAUUUCAAAAAAAAAAAAAACUUAAAAAAACUUAAAAAAAACCCCCCAAAAAAAAAAAAACCAAAAAAAAAAAAGUAUAUAAAUAUGUAAAAGAAUAGGAAAAAUAUAUAACAAUAUAUAAUUAUUUAAAAUAUCAAAUAAUAAUAUAAUAACAAUAACAAUAGUAAUUUAUUUAAAU
This is a messenger RNA of Dictyostelium purpureum, 2098 nucleotides long. RefSeq lists its product as uncharacterized. Gene Ontology annotation, molecular function: protein serine/threonine kinase activity; ATP binding. Gene Ontology annotation, cellular component: cytoplasm; nucleus. Lineage: Eukaryota; Evosea; Eumycetozoa; Dictyosteliales; Dictyosteliaceae. Gene Ontology annotation, biological process: peptidyl-serine phosphorylation; signal transduction. The transcript has 3 exons. The record is from RefSeq and is a predicted model, not a curated record. Bases 374 to 1795 code for a protein of 473 amino acids.